Messenger RNA from Doryrhamphus excisus (bluestripe pipefish), 1121 nucleotides. RefSeq names its product zygote arrest 1-like (gene zar1l). Gene Ontology annotation, biological process: translation. The record is from RefSeq and is a predicted model, not a curated record. Gene Ontology annotation, cellular component: cytoplasm. Lineage: Eukaryota; Metazoa; Chordata; Actinopteri; Syngnathiformes; Syngnathidae.
UACCAAUCAGGUAAUUAGAGGUGCAACACUGCAAGAACCUCAUCCCAGCCAAUUAGGUGAGCUAUAAACCAAACAGGGACGAAGCGGCUCAGGUUCCAUGGCUCCAGGAUGGAGGGCUUCCUGUCCACCUGCCCGCCCUACAAUGUGUGCAGCAACCUGGUGUGCCCCCCUCCUCCACCAUUGGGCCGAAGAGGUGUCUGGGCCAAGGGAGAGGCCCGCUUCGUGACCCCGCACAGCCUCAACUACCUGGAGCUGUGCAAGGCCCUUCUGGCCCAGGUCAGCACCCCCUCGCCAGCCCCUCUCGGCAGGAGAACCAGUACCAGGGAGUGCGGCGUGCAGGUCAACGCCAAAGUGGACAAAAUUGUGCAGUGCUCGCUGGGCCCUAAGACGCUGUUCUGCUGCCUGGGUGAGCAUGACCAGACGGGGCUGGCAAAGUACCAAGAUGUGCUCCGGGAGGAGGGGAAGGCACCAUGCACACCGCCGGCACAGGUGAGCAACCUACGCUUCACCAGGCCUGUGUCCAUCUACUCCCCGGUGUUCGAGCACAGGUUGCCUGCAAAGCACAGCGAUGAGGGGGAGCAGGAACACUACGACGACGAUGAGGAUGACGAGGAGGGGCGUCAGGACACUGAGGAGGAUCACAAGGCUGCUGUCCAUGGAUCCUACAGGGGCCCCAACUUUCAGUUCCUGGAGCAGAGGUAUGGCUUCUUCCACUGCAAGAAGUGUAACAUCCGGUGGGAGAGUGCUUAUGUUUGGUGCAUCUCAGGAACCAAUAAGGUGUACUACAAGCAGCUCUGCCGGAAGUGUCAGGUGGGCUUCAACCCCUACAGAGUGGAGUCCAUCAUCUGCAAGGGCUGCUCUCAGACGUGCUGCAGCUGUGACAAGAAGCAGAGACAUAUCAACAUGCGGAGGCCUCACCGCCAGGACCUGUGCUGCCGCUGCAGAGGCAUGAAGCUCUCCUGUGACGUCACCUACAGCUUCAAGUACAUCGUCUGAAUGUGCUUAAAGGGCCACCAUCCACGUGCCAGAGACUUCCCUGCAUCAAUCCUGGUGCUUAAAUAGAAAGCUAUUUUUGUAGGAAAUAAAGUUUGUGAAAUAAACAUAACUGCAUCUCAAAUGUG